This is a messenger RNA of Zophobas morio, 1508 nucleotides long. It is a transcript of the gene Sin1, whose product is annotated as stress-activated map kinase-interacting protein 1. The transcript is spliced from 5 exons. Gene Ontology annotation, biological process: TORC2 signaling. The coding region runs from base 74 to 1465 and encodes 463 amino acids. Gene Ontology annotation, cellular component: TORC2 complex; cytoplasm; plasma membrane. The record is from RefSeq and is a predicted model, not a curated record. NCBI's taxonomy places the organism in Eukaryota, Metazoa, Arthropoda, Insecta, Coleoptera, Tenebrionidae. Gene Ontology annotation, molecular function: phosphatidylinositol-4,5-bisphosphate binding.
UGCCCCCCAACGCCAACGCCUGUCAAACGUCAAAACAUAACCUACUUUUUUUCCUUCAAAACAAACAACCGCUAUGGCUCUAUACGACAACAAAUACUGGCUAUUAUCGCACAUACGCAACUCCUUCAUUUCCACAGACGACACAGGUAUGUGCGAGCUAAUCAUGGCUGGGGAGGAAGGUGUCCGAAAACACUUGAAACAAAGCCUGGAUCUUUACCCAGACGACGAAGACAGCGAGGACGAAGACGACUUGUCUCACGAGUCGUACGACUUGCAACUGGACACCGAUUUUCCCAUUAGAUACAGGUCUAACACCGCUGCGCGUUUGGAGAAGUUAGAACAAGUUAGAAAAAAGACAAGUAGAAUGAAACACGUAAAAUGGGAGACCAAUAACUCUGAGUUGUCGCAAGAGCAAGUGGACGAUUUGUUUGUUCGGAAGGAACCGGUUGUUAGUGAGGUGAAACAGUCGCUUUUUUCUAAAACCUUCAAACAGUAUAGAAUGAUGCCAUCGAAUCCUUUUAUUGAAUUCGCGAAGUUUGAUGGCAGCGGGCAGGUUAACCUCCAGACUAAGAAGUAUAGGAUUUUUCUGACCAUGUUGCCGGAGCAUCAGAGGAAUUAUCCAAUGAAUAUUUGUUGUAUUGGAAGCGCUAAAGUGUCAGAAUUAAUUGGACUGAUUUUGCUGAAAUGCAGCACAAUGUAUGAAGACUAUCACUGGAAACCUGUGACCACUUAUGGUCUAUAUAUAACAGAAGAAGAUGGAGAGGUAGAUAGAGACUUACCUUGUUUAGAUGCAAGGGAAAAUAUUUCCAAAUUUGGUUUCCAUUGUUUAGGGUUAGUUGAGCACACAGACCCCACUAAGUAUGUUAGUUUUGACACAUCUGAGUCAGUCAUUAUAAUGAGGUCACCUUUCAACACAAGUGAUAAAAAAUCUAAAGAUAUAUCAAAGUCUGAUCAAGAAAAACAAAUAACAACAGAUUUACAUUUAAUGGACGUGCAUAAAAGGGCAAUGGAGGCUCCACUAUAUAAAUCUUACAAAGUCUACAUGAUUACUAAAAUGCGGGCGAAAACAGAAAUCCAUUUAGGAAUCAGUGGAGAGAAAAUUGAGAUUGACCCUGUACAAAAAAAUUCAAAGUUCGUUUUAGUUAAGCAGAAACCAAUUAACCACGAUAUGGAUAUGAUAGCGUGGUGUGAAACCGUGGACGUGAAGAGCAAUAGAACUAUUUUUAGGAUUAUUUACAGCCAAAAUUUUGGUAGUUCAAGUGCACCAGAAAAUGUUUCUACGUUUAGUCCAACGCUACAGACUUCCGCUAGCUUUAAAAGCUACGACUUUGAGGCUGAGCAUGAAACUGCUGAAGAAAUAGUUUACAAAAUUAGCCUGAUUUUAGAACUUCGGUCUAGUGAUACACGAAAGGAGUAUUUAGCAGCUCAAGAGAGGAGAUACUACAAAAAGAAAGCGCUUAUUUAGUAGUUGUAUUGUUUCUAAUUAAUAUACCAAAAUUUGAACUUUG